Molecule: messenger RNA, 459 nt
Organism: Leptomonas pyrrhocoris
Lineage: Eukaryota; Euglenozoa; Kinetoplastea; Trypanosomatida; Trypanosomatidae
Product: putative trans-sialidase
Exons: 1
Coding region: 1-459 (152 amino acids)
Molecular function (GO): DNA binding
Source: RefSeq, a predicted model, not a curated record
AUGCUCGAGGAGCGAGCAAACGAAGUAGCGCACCGCCGAUUGGAAAAGAGCACCUGGGAGCAGCGGGCGUCGAUCUGGCGAAUGUUCGAGGAGUUUUGCGACAAGAUGGGACUCCCCGCUGUGUCGACCACCAUUCCGCUCUUCCUCGAAUCCCGUGCUUACAAGGGGUCCACCAAGGUGCAGUAUGGAGUGACGUUGAGGACGAUGCUGGAUCCGACGGUGACCGCCUUAGACCAAUACCUCCAGGGCAUGCGGAAGGUGGCGGCGACGGAAGGUGUCAGGCACGUGGUGCCCUUGACACUCGAAGACCUCGGACGGGUCAUUGCGGAGACGCCAGCGUGGCGCGACAAGGUUGUGUGGCGGCUGGCAUGGAUCACGGCGAGUCGCUGGGCGGAGAUCGCCGGGCUCACGACGGACAAUCUGCUGGUGCAACCCCAUGGCAACAUCAUACUGGACUAG